Messenger RNA from Leptinotarsa decemlineata (Colorado potato beetle), 2130 nucleotides. Its product is annotated as rhomboid-related protein 2. Gene Ontology annotation, molecular function: serine-type endopeptidase activity; calcium ion binding. Lineage: Eukaryota; Metazoa; Arthropoda; Insecta; Coleoptera; Chrysomelidae. The record is from RefSeq and is a predicted model, not a curated record. Gene Ontology annotation, cellular component: membrane.
AAUUUCGCUAAAAAAAUUUGGUAUUAAGUGACAGUUUCUCACCUUUGUUGGGAAGAGUAACUAGAUCUCAAAAAUGUCUCGCCCUUCAGAAGAAAACAUUGCUCUUCAGGAAGUGGGACAAAAUCCCGACCGUUAUCGAAUCAUUUUUGAACAGUGUGACUUCAAUCAAGAUGGAUACAUUUCUGUGAGGGAGCUGGUUCAUUUUCUUUCGUCAGAUUCUGAGAGAUGUAGAGGUUUGAAGAAAAAUAAUGUCAGAAGAAUUCAUAAAAUGGCGGACUUGAACGGCGACCAUUCUCUAGAUUUUCAUGAAUUUGUUGAGCUAAUGGAACGCCAAGACUUCAAAGACAUCGCUGGAAAAUAUUUCGCAUGGUAUGUGCAUACUUUGAUACCUCAUUCCCAACCUGAAGCUCAACGUGCUCGAAGCUUUAGACUGCACAGCUAUUCAACAAGCUAUGAAGAAGAGGAAAAAACACUAGAUUACAGCUGUUGUCCUCCUCCAAUUUUCAUGGUCUUGAUUUCGGCAUUAGAAUUCGCACUUUUUAUCACAGAUGAAUUAACUCAAACUGAUUCUACACUUACAGGAUCUGGAGCAACUGGAAAAUAUUUGCUAUGGGAUCCUGCUAAGAAAUCAGAAUUUUGGAGAUAUGUUACGUACAUGUUUGUUCAUAUUGGUUAUCAACAUAUCAUCGUUAACUUAAUAGUUCAGAUCAUUUUGGGUGUUCCCCUGGAGAUGGUGAACAGAUCUUGGAAGAUAUUACAUCUCUACUUUCUGGGUGGUAUCACAGGGUGCUUAGCUCAUGCAAUCAUCGACGGAAAUACCAGAUUGGGGGGAGCAAGCGGGGGAGUAUACGCCCUUCUAACGGCUCAUUUGGCUCAAGUUAUAAUGAACUGGAAAAACGUUACGGCGCCCUUUAUUCAGUUCUCUCUGUUUGGAAUUCUCAUCGUUUGUGAUUUAGGAACGUCAGCAUACCAAAGAUAUUAUCUCAAUGUCUUUACAUCUGUUGGAGUGACAUGCCAUGUAGGAGGAGCCGUGGCAGGAUUUCUGGUUGGAAUAUACACACUGAGAAACAUUGAAAUUACCAAAGCAGAAAAGUACUUCUGGUGGAUUGCUUUAUUUUUGUAUAUAAUAUUGAUGGUAGUGCUCAUUGUACUUAAUGUUAUUAGAUACUGAACAGGGUUGUGAUGGAACUUCCUCGCUCCAAAUGCAGAGCUUCCGCAUGAAACGAUCAUCAAUAACUGCCUCAGCAUGUUUUAACGGAGUUUAAUUGUUGCUUUUCUAUGAAAGAGCGUACCAUUCCGCAUUACAAAACUAUUGUUGAGUCUAAUUAGCCACGAAAUUGUCGUUUUUAUAAAUUUUGUCUAUAAAUAAAAUGAAUGAUUGGAACUUUAUUAAUAUCCAUAGCUUUCUCAGAAUCGCAAAUGUUUUGAAAAGUAAAUACUUAUACAUAUUUCCAGCCGAAACAUUUUCUGACGGUACUUUUUUUAGGUUUUGAGAACAGAAAGAACUAACUUGCCGAAACGUUAAGUCAAUUUAUUUUAUUUAUAGUCAAAAUCAAAUAUGACAAUUCAAUUUGCCAUUAAAUUUUGUGUGAAAAAUGGAAUCAAGUUCUCAAAAACACAUCACAUCAAUAACCGAUGAAGGAGUAACAAUAAGGAGUAUUAUCUUGAAGUUAUACGCCGCUUUCGAGGAGCAAUACGAAGAAAACGUCCGGUAUUGUGGAAAAACAAUUCAUGGCUUUUGUAUCACGAUAAAGCACCUGCCCAGUCGUCACUGCUGGUUCGUAAUUUCAUUUCCAAAAACAACACUGUAAUCAUGCCUCUCACCGUAUUCACCAGAUUUCGCCCCUUGGGAGUGUUUCUGUGUUCAAAAACAUACCAAAAAGUGCAUAUCAGAACUUUUUCAAGGACUGGAAGAAACGCUAGCACUAAUGUGUUAUAUCUGAGGGGGGCUACUUUGAAGACAUCAAAAUAGAAAUAAAUAUAAAUGAAUAUUUUUUGAGAAGACAGUGUAUCUUUUGCAGACAAUUUCAUGAGAAGCAUGAAUUUCUAUGUUCUGUCUCCCUUCUAUUAUUAUACAGUACUUUUUCUGAAUAUGUAAAUGAGUAUCUAGUACUAAACAACUGAACACAA